Molecule: messenger RNA, 1623 nt
Organism: Brassica rapa (field mustard)
Lineage: Eukaryota; Viridiplantae; Streptophyta; Magnoliopsida; Brassicales; Brassicaceae
Source: RefSeq, a predicted model, not a curated record
AUGUGUUCGUCUUUCAAUUUUCCUCGUCCAACUACUACUACGGACGAUCUCGAGAACCUUCACGAGGUUCAUGGGGUUGAUUGUUCCGUCGUUCUUGAUUUGGCCAGAGCGGAUGAGACCCCUGAAACUGUGAGAGAGGGCUACUACGGAGCUUAUCUUUCCUUUUUCCAUUCUUUCGGUCUUACCUUCCCGAUUUCGGAGCCUAUACUUGAGAUCUUGGCGGAGCUUGGGUUAUCCCUCUCUCAGCUUCUCCCGAAUUUCCUCAGGCAUCUUGUUGCGUUUCUGGUUAAGGUUAGGGAGGAGGGUCUCGCUUUUGGUCUUAGCGAGUUUCGUCAGUUCGUUCUGGUGAAACGAAACAAUCAGACCCUUGGGACUUUCCUUGUUUCUCCGCGUCCAGGUCGUCACGUCAUAGACAAUAUUCCUUAUCGAGACGAGAAGUGGCAUGAACAGUUCUUUGUUUUCCGAAUGGAUCGAGUAUCUAUGGGUGACUUUGAUUUCUCCCGACUCUCUCGACGUUGGGCGGAGAAUAUCGUUCCUGCUGGAAGUUCCUCGAUGUCGGAUGAGAUCCGUGGUUUGAUGAGAAUCCUUCGGAGAGGUUGCUCGAAUUGGUUCACUUUUGACCAAACCCGGAUUCAGACUGUUUUUGCCUUGCCAGUGGGGACUGGCAAAGCUCCUUUAAUCGAGAAGUCCGAGGACGAGACCAGACAGCUCAUGAGGAGGUCGUCGUUCCAAACUUCCGGGUCUACGUCGAGGAGUCGAGCUUCAGGAAAGUCCCCUUUAAUCUCGAUCCAUGAUUCCGACGAUGACGAUGUUCCAGAAGAAAGUCAGCCUCCUGCUUCGUUGAGUCCUGGUAUGGAUGAGGAGACUGUGGUGGUGACUCUUCAGAGCGAUCUAAUUUCCAUCGCUGGUCGUAUGAGGUCCGCGGGUUGCCGUCUUCCGUCUCUCGCUUCGUCAGUUGAGAAGGAAGCGUAUGCCAAGGUUGCUGUGGCGAGCUCUAAGGUUAUGGAGGCUUUCAAUGAAUAUGUCGUGAUGAUGGAGGAUCAUGUCGAGGCUUCCAGGAAUGAUAAGGAAAUCGAAAGCAUUGGCUCUGAGAUUAAGAGGCUUUCAGAAGAGCUUGAAGUCACCAAGCGAGAAGGGAAGAAGGAUGCUGAGAAGAUCGAAGCUUUGACUGAAGACUGGAAGAGAGUUCAUCUGGCAAAUAAGGCUCUCGAAUCUCAGAUGGUCGCUAAACGGGCAAGAAUUGCGGCGCUCGAAGUUGAGAGGGAUUGGGGUGUUUGCCGAGCUUCCCGUAUUGCUCGUCGCGACACUGCGGCCAAGUAUCGGGAGAUCCUUGAAUCCUUGAAAGAUAGGUGGGCGAGCAAGAAGAAUGAAAUAUCUUCUGAGAUUCAACUACAGGAGGUGGUUGCGAAUAUCAAUCUCUUGACCGAGCUCAAGGAUGGAGGCUUGACUGUGGAUGUGGAACUUGCUCGUUUGAAGGAAAUGGAAAGAGAUUGCGCGGAUCUUCUCGCGUCGGCUGAUGUGCCGGAUUGGUCUAUCUCUGAGUUCGAUCUUCCUCAAAUCUCAGAUGAUUCUGUUGAUCAAGUCGGGGGGUCAUCUGUCCUCGAUGACUCUGUUUCUAGUUAG